AUGAACAACAACAUCAGCUUUGUUCUCCAGUUUAAUGGAUCAGAGACAUUCAUCAGAGCACCAGAUGGAGACGGACCAGURAACCACACAGUUUCAUCUCUCACUGCUGGAACCAGAUAUACAUUCACUCUCUUCUCCGUGUUUGAGAAUGUCAGAAGCAGUGGAGUACAAUUUCAAGCUGUAACUGCUCCUGAAAAUGCAGAGGGUUUCAGAGCAUCAGAACAAAAUGAGAGCAGCAUCACUCUGCAGUGGAAUAAAGGAGACAACAGCACCAGCUUUGUUCUCCAGUUUAACGGCACAGAGACAAACAUCAGUUCACCAGAUGGAGACGGACCAGUGACACAUACAGUCACAUCUCUCACUGCUGGAACCAGAUAUACAUUCAUACUGUACCGUCUGUUUAUGAAUGUUAGAAGCAGUGCUGUAAACAUAACAGUUGCUACUGCUUCAGAAAAUGUAGAGGCCUUGAGGCAGUCAGAUCAAGAUGAGAGCAGCAUCACUAUGCAGUGGAGUAAAAUCAACAACAGCACCAGCUUUGUUCUCCAGUUUAAUGGAUCAGAUACAUUCAUCAGAGCACCAGAUGGAGAUGGACCAGUAACUCACACAGUCUCUUUUCUCACUGCUGGAAAAAAAUAUACAUUCACUCUCUUCUCUGUGUUUGAGAGCAUUAGAAGCAGUGGAGUACAAUUUGAAGCUGUUACUGCUCCAAGAAACACAGAAGCUGUGAGAGCAUCAGAUCAAGAUGAGAGCAGCAUCACUCUGCAGUGGAAUAAAAYCAACAACAGCACCAGCUUUGUUCUCCAGUUUAACGGAUCAGAGACAUUCAUCAGAGCACCAGAUGGAGACGGACCAGUGAACUACACAGUCUCAUCUCUCACUGCUGGAACCAGAUACACAUUCACUCUCUUCUCUGUGUUUGAGAACAUCAGAAGCAGCGGAGUACAGUUUGAAGCUGCAACAGCUCCUAAAACUGCACAAGGCUUCAGGUCAUCAGAUCAAGAUGAGAGCAGCAUCACUCUGCAGUGGAAUAAAAUCAACAACAGCACCAGCUUUGUUCUCCAGUUUAAAGGCAUUCAGACAUUCAUCAGAGCACCAGAUGGAGAUGGACCAGUGAACCACACAGUUUCAUCUCUGACUGCAGGAACCAGAUACACAUUCACUCUCUUCUCUGUGUUUGAGAACGUCAGAAGCAGUGGAGUACAAUUUACUGCAGUCACUGCUCCAGCAAACGCAGAGGGCUUCAGAGCAUCAGAACAAGAUGAGACCAGCAUCACUCUGCGAUGGAAUAAAGUCGGCAACAACAUCAGCUUUGUUCUCCAGUUUAACGGCACAGAGACAAACAUCAGUUCACCAGAUGGAGACGGACCAGUGAAACACACAGUCACAUCUCUGACCGCUCGGACAAACUACACAUUCACCCUGUUCUCUGUGUUUGAGAACGUCAGAAGCAGUGGAGUCAGCAUACUUGCAAAUACUGGUCCAAAUUAUGUUUUGGGGUUGAAUUUGAAGUUGGAGCUUCUUGGAGAAAUGACUGAAUCAGAGAUGGAAGAUGCUUUGAUAGAGCUCCUCAGAGAAUAUAAUCUGCCGUCACAGUUUACUCUGAAAAUCCUUUCUUCCAAACCUUCUGGAUAAUUCAUCUGUAACAUUGUUUCCUUUUCCUGAAAUAAUGUGGUUUAUUUUAUGUACUAAUUUCAAUUGUAAUGUUUUCCAGAAUUGACUUUCCUUUGGGUAAUAUUUUAAUCUCUUUUUGUUGUUAAAAACUGAGCUAAGGUUUUCUUGUAUUUGCAUAAAUCAUAUCUGUGCAUUCUUCUAUUGUUUGCCUCUAAAUAAAGUUUUAGUGAUCUAUAAAUUGUUUACUUGAAAAAAAUUUGUUUUUGGAGGAAAUAUUGAAAUUUAGAUGCAGAAGCUUGGGGGAAAGAAAAUAAACCUACGUGUGUGAUGGUACACACACAGGAUGGCAAGCAAAACAGAGCAAAAGCAUAAAAAAGUCAAACUUGGGUCAUUAUGAUUCCAUGCUGCUUCUCUGGUCAUUAAACUUUUAAAUACAGAUUUAUAACCAUAUAAAUACAAUAAGUCUUCAUGGUAAUGGGGGAAAGCAGAUGUUGUAAAUAGGUAUUGGGAAGAAUUAACUUGAACAUAUGAAUCAACUGGAUGUAUUUACAUGAAAAUAGGAAAAAAAAAAGUUCCUUUCUCAACCUUUUUAAAAUGUAAUCUGGGCCAGGAUGGAUUCUACUGUCCAUUACUACUUUAGAUCAACAUGAUCAGAACAACAAUCCAGAGAAACCCCUCUGGACCACGUAUUCUUAAACAUGGGGAACAAAUAAAUUACAGCCAUAAAUAGGAAAUAUUUAAGUUAUUUGAAUGAUGGUUUGUUUUUUUAUUUGAUCAUAAGAAGAUAUUUGUUCAGGCCAUUUUUAUUACAAAAUUUAGUUUUAUUUUGAAAGGCUUACUUCCUAUCUUACACUAGGGAACGUGUUUACGGACGGAUUAAACACGGCUUAAAACAGGUUUUGACAUUUUUAUACAGAUAAAUACAGUGUCUAGGGAAUGACAGAUAUUGGAUGUGUUGCCAUAAAAAAUAUGUAGCUUUUUUUUCUUAUUUUGCUCUUCCUUUGGUUUAUUUUGUUUGUAUU
Molecule: messenger RNA, 2633 nt
Organism: Poecilia reticulata (guppy)
Lineage: Eukaryota; Metazoa; Chordata; Actinopteri; Cyprinodontiformes; Poeciliidae
Source: RefSeq, a predicted model, not a curated record